This is a messenger RNA of Lotus japonicus, 2146 nucleotides long. RefSeq names its product protein SHI RELATED SEQUENCE 1-like. Gene Ontology annotation, cellular component: nucleus. The transcript is spliced from 3 exons. The record is from RefSeq and is a predicted model, not a curated record. Gene Ontology annotation, biological process: positive regulation of DNA-templated transcription. NCBI's taxonomy places the organism in Eukaryota, Viridiplantae, Streptophyta, Magnoliopsida, Fabales, Fabaceae. Gene Ontology annotation, molecular function: DNA-binding transcription factor activity; DNA binding. The coding region runs from base 773 to 1741 and encodes 322 amino acids.
GAAGUUAAUCACACAGGCUUCAGACACAAAAGGAGAAACUGGUCAGAAGUAGAAAAAGAGCUCAUAAACUCUGCUGAAAAAAUCAGAAAGAGAAAGAGAAAGAGAAAGAGAGUAAGACUUUUAUUUAUUAAAUUGAAGGAAGCUAGCUGCCUGCAUCAGAGCGUGUUACAGAGAGAGGGGCAUGGCGGCGUUUGCAGGGAUGGAUAGCUGUAAAAAACAACAAACUACAACAACAACAACACUGUGAAGCCGGAGAAGCAGAAUUGAAACUUGAAACCGCGAUUAACGCUACCUAGCUGCACGACACUGUUCAACGUUGUCUUCUGUCCUAACCAACGAACCUUCAAUUACCCUUUCCCCAGCUCCAACGAAACACAAACUAAAACACAACCCUUAACCAGAGACAAAAAAAAAAAUGUGUCUGUCUCUCUCUGUUCUCGACACACACAAACACACGCCCAACAGUUAUAAACUACUGUAACCUAGCUAGCUCCUCUCCCUCGAUCUUCAUCGUCUCUCUCUCACUCAUCACAAAUCCCAAUUCUCAACCACUUGCUUCAUUAAUUCAACCAAUAGUUACGAGAUUUGGGUUUUUUCUUCUUUUCUUCUUUUUCAAAGGAGAUAAUUAUUUGGUUUUUCACUUUUUCUUACAUGCUUGUUGUUGCUUGCUUCUUCUCAAAACCCUAUUCCUUCAUCUUCAAACCUAACAACGGAUCAGGUUUUCUGAUAUGGAUUUCGAGUUAAAAUUGAAGGCUGGGUCAGGUUUAACAAAAUGGCUGGGUUGUUCUCAUUAGGAGGAGGAGGAGGAAGAGGGAACCAGGAGGGGGAACAUCACGGCGGUGAGAUUCCCCCACCGGAAACCCUAUUCUGGUACAAACCAAACGACGAUGUUUCGUCGUAUCGCGGCUUCGAGCUAUGGAACCAGCACCAGCAGCAACAGCACCAGCAACAACAGGAAGUAGUUGGAGGAGCAGGGUUAAGGCCUCUCUACUCGGCGGUUGGGGUGGGAUCCAGCAGCAGGGUGGUGGUGGGGUCAGAUGAUCAGAGAUCAUCGGCGGCGGCGGUGGGGUUUGUGAGGGCGUCGUCGUCGGGGGAGGGAGGAGGGAUAAGCUGCCAGGACUGCGGGAACCAAGCGAAGAAGGAUUGUCCUCACAUGCGGUGCAGGACGUGUUGCAAGAGCCGAGGGUUCGAUUGCCAGACGCACGUGAAGAGCACGUGGGUCCCCGCCGCCAAACGCCGUGAACGCCAGCAACAGCUCAACCCUGGUUUCCACAGAACAGACAUUUCCAAACGCCCCAGAGAUAUCAUCACUUCUCGUAAUAACCAGCAGCUGCACUCUUCUUCAGGGUUAGAGCAUGGAAAUUUUCCGGCAUUGGUGAGUUCUCCGGCAGAGUUCAGGUGUGUGAGGGUUAGCUGCGUGGACGAUGCUGAUGACAGGUACGCAUAUCAAACGGCUGUCAACAUAGGAGGGCAUGUCUUCAAAGGAAUCCUCUAUGACUAUGGUCCAGACAACAACAACAAUAAUACUAGUCAUGAUAACAACAUGAAUGUUCAUAAUUACAUGGCUGGGGAUACCUCCCCCGCCGCUCUUGCCGGAGCUCAGCCGCUGAAUCUCACCGCCGCUGUCACCGUUGUUUCGUCUUCUGGGGCACUUGUUGAUCCUUCCUCCUUGUAUCCAUCUCCGGUUAACGCCUUCAUGACAGGUAGUGGUACGCAAUUCUUCCCUCGCACAAGAUCUUGAAAAAAAGAAAAAAGAAAAGUUAUGGAAAUUGGCGUAUAUUUAUUCGCCGCUACUUUUAUUUCAUCAUGAACUUGGUGUUUGGUUCAUUUGAUGAAAUAUUAUUAUUGUCAUGGCCUAGUGGUAAAUUUGACUUUGACACCCAUAUUUUGUGUGAAGUAUAUGAGCUAAAGAGAAAGAAAAGAAAGGAAAGAACGAGAGAGAAAGAAAAUAUUUUUGUGCAAAAUUUCAAAUGCUUAGUUCAAGAAUAGAUCAUUCUUCUUAUCCUUCUUGAAAACUAGCUAAGCCUAUAUUUGUGACUUUGUAUGUACGAAACAAUGGGACAUUAUGGUUCUAAUGUUGUAGCUUAGAGUGUAGAGUCUCAGCUUAACUGUUUCAUUAAUUAUUACUUUAUCGAGAUUCUAAUCA